This is a messenger RNA of Cotesia glomerata, 3509 nucleotides long. RefSeq lists its product as uncharacterized. Lineage: Eukaryota; Metazoa; Arthropoda; Insecta; Hymenoptera; Braconidae. Gene Ontology annotation, molecular function: protein binding; transcription cis-regulatory region binding. Gene Ontology annotation, biological process: positive regulation of transcription by RNA polymerase II. The record is from RefSeq and is a predicted model, not a curated record. The transcript is spliced from 4 exons. The coding region runs from base 519 to 3509 and encodes 996 amino acids. Gene Ontology annotation, cellular component: nucleus.
UACUAUACAGCAAGUUAUAUAUAUUCUAGUUUUCAUCACAAAAGUUAUUGAAGCUCUGUGAAUAGUGUUAGUUACAUCCCACCCACGUGUUAUAAUUCACGAUAUUGUCUCGAAAUUGUUUAGUGCAACAUUUUUCCAUUCCAAAAUUAUCGAGUGAAAAUAUAAAAAUUUUAUUGUUGGAUAGUUCUCAAAUUUAUGUCGACACGACUUAAAAUUAAUAAAUUGUUGAAAUCAUUGCAACAAUAUUCAAGAACGCUCAGAACUAGGAACUUUCUGCACAGAAAUAACUUAAUAGUAAAAUCAAACCAUAAUUUUGUUAUUAUUUAGUGAUUUCAUUAAUACAUCGGACUCCGGCGUGGCAUAAGAUUAAAUAUACCGAAAAAUAGUGUGAAAAAGUGAAAAAUAAAAAAUUUAUAAUUCAUUAUUGUAUAAAGUGAUUCUUAGUAGUUACUAUAGUGAAUAACGACUCUCGCUCUUUCAUUAUUACAAUAAUUAAAAAAAAAUUGUAAUUGUAAAGAAUGGAUCAUAGAAUGGCCUCAAAGAUAAAGCGGCGUAAGAAGGAGAUGAUGGACAGUGAUAAACAGAAUAAUCGUGCUGCAAUUAGUAAAUAUCGUUCAGCAGUGCGUCAAGCUAUUUUAAAUCAUCAAAACGGAUGUAAUAGCUCAUUUUUUGAAGAUAAAAUAAUUAAAAAUGAACCUAUAAAAACGACUGGACCUUUUGCUGGAUACACAGCAUUGCAUAUAGCUUGUAUGGAUGGAGAUAUAGAACUUGUAGAAGUAUUAGUUGAAAACUACCAUGCAAAUGUAAAUGCUGUUGCUGACGAUGGAUCUCAACCUAUUCACUUAGCGUGUUUAUUCGAACGUGAGAUGUCUGGGAUACUUAUAGAUAUUUUGUUAAGAGCUGGUGCCAACGUUAAUGCUGAAAUAGAACAAAAACUUUUCGAAAAAUAUUUUAGUAGGAAAAGGUGGUGCAGCGAUUUUGGGAAUAAAAUGACCUUGUUAACUUUUGCAAUCCUACAUGAUAUUAAUGCUGUGUUUGUGUUAUCAUUAAUCAGAGGCAAAGCCAAUUUGAAAGUUAAGAGUCUGGAGAAUAAAACACUGUUGAUGUAUGCCAUUGAAAAUGAGGACAUCUCAAUCGCACUGUCACUCAUAGAAGAGGUAAAAGAUCAUGAAUGGAUAAACGCCCGUGACAGUGGUGGUUAUCCUGCUACCCACUAUAUAUUAAAUCCAAAAAAUUUAGAAAAUAAUCGAUACCUUGAUAAUGAAAACGAAUUGGUGGAUGAUUUGGGUGCCGCUCUUUUGAUUAGCAAUUUACUUGAUGCCGGUGCUGAUGUUAACGCAACUAUAAAUGAUGAUCCAAAUACUCUAUUACUCAAUAUAGCGGCUCGCAAUUGUUUUCCACUUACACUGGAACACUUGUUACCUUAUCACGACAAUAUUUCAAAAUCAACGGCUUUGCAUUACAUAUUACGUCCCCUUAUAACUCCACAGACAGAAUCCAGUAUUGAUAGAAAAAGGACAAGUAUCAAGUUGAUUCUAAAAGACCUUAUUUAUAGACGUACGUUUGGUUUAUUCGUUCCUGAAGACGAAAAAAUAUCGAUGGACAAGUUAAUUGCUGAAGACAUAAAUUUGAGGGAGCUAGCACAUGCCUACGAAAAAAAUAUUAUUCACGGAGAGUUAAAAACAAAAGUGCUUAAGUAUGAUGAUAAAAGUAUUACGUAUUAUGACUUCAUAAUGUCAUGUUGUGAUGAUAAACAAUUACGUUUGAUAGUGAAAAAUAAAUCCUUAAUAGACGCCUUCGAGAAUACCUUCCCAAACCCUGCACUUCCUACUUUUACUAGAGAAUUUAUGAUUCACCCUAAUUUUUCUGAUUAUUCUAUGGACUCUUUUAAUGCAGAUUAUUUCUUCUUCCGGAAACAAAUUUCGAUUAGAAUAGAAAAAACUUCAAGAAGACUUGAGCAGUUAGAAGCAUUAAAAAGAGUAAAAAACCUUCGUAAAGCUAUCCCUUUGCCAUAUGAAUUAAUAAAGGAGCGUAAGAAGAGGCUGGACAUAAAUAAACAUAAUAUGCAUGCUGCAAUUGAUAAAUAUCUUUUAGCAAUGCGUGCAGCUAUUUCAAAUCAUCAAAAGGGACGUAAUAGCUCAUUUUUUGAAGAUAUAAUAAUUAACAAUGAACCUAUAGAAAUGACUGGACCUUUUGCUGGAUACACAGCAUUGCAUCUAUCUUGUAUGGAUGGAAAUAUAGAAUUUGUAAGAUUAUUAGUUGACGAAUACCAUGCAAAUGUAAAUGCUGUUGCUGACGAUGGAUCUCAACCUAUCCACUUUGCGUGUUUAUUCGAAUGUGAGAUGACUGGGAAACUUAUAGAUAUUUUGUUAAAAGCUGGUGCCAACGUUGAUGCUGAAAUAGGAAAAAAUCUAUUUACAAAAUAUAUUAAAUGUGACAAGUGGCGCAACGAUUUUGGGAAUAACAUGACUUUAUUAACUUAUUCGAUCCUAUAUGGUUGUAAUAAUCCGGUUGUGAUAUCAUUGGUCAGAGGCGGAGCAAAUUUAAAAGUUAUGAGUCAAAAAAAUAAAACACUAAUAAUGUAUGCCAUUGAAGAUGAGAACGAAAUUGCAUCUUUACUUAUAACACAAGUACAUGAUUAUAAAUGGUUAAACAUUCGUGACAAUGAUGGUUAUCCUGCUACCCACUAUGCAUUAAAUCUAAAAAAUUUAGAAAAUGGUCAAUACUGUCACUAUAAUAACGAUUUGUGGAAUGAUAUGUUUACUGCUCUUUUCAUUCGCGAUUUACUAAAUGCCGGUGCUGACGUUAACGCAACCAUAAAUGAUGAUCCAAAUACUCUAUUACUCAAUAUAGCGGCUCGCCUACAUUUUCCAUUAACACUGGAUCAUUUGUUGCCUUAUCAUGACAAAACUUCAAAAUCAACGGCUUUGCAUUACGUAUUACGUCCACUUAAAACUUUAGAGACACAAUUCAAUAUUGAUAAAAGAAGGACAAGUAUCAAGUUGAUUCUAAAAAACCUUAUUUAUAGACGUACGUUUGGUUUAUUCAUUCCUGCGGACGAAAAAAUAUCGAUGGACAAGUUAAUUGCUGAAGACAUAAAUUUGAGGGAGCUAGCACAUGCCUACGAAAAAAAUAUUAUUCAAGGAGAGUUAAAAACAAAAGUCCUUAAGUAUGAUGAUAAAAGUAUCACGUAUUAUGACUUCAUAAUGUCGUGUUUUGAUGAUAUACAAAUACGUUUGAUAGUGAAAAAUAAAUCCUUAAUAGACGCGUUCAAAAAUACCUUCCCAAACCCUAAUGUUCCUUCUUUUGUUAUGGAAUUCAGGGAUAGACGUAAUUUUCCUUCUUAUUCUAUGGAAUCUUUUAAUGCAGAUUAUUUCUUCCUCCGGCGACAAAUUUUGAUUAGAAUAGAAAAAACUUCAAGAAAAGUUGAGCAGUUAGAAGCAUUAAAAAAAAUUGAAAAUCUCCGUAAAGCUAUCCCUUUGCCAUAUGAAUUGGCUUUUUAUUUAUAA